UGCGUAUAUCCUGGGUACGAGAUUGUCAAAAUGAAAGCUAUUAUUCUUUUGAACCCAGUCGCUCUAAAAGUCAUAUUAUGGACCAUAAAUUGUAUAUUGUCUUGUCAAGUAGCCUAUGCAACGAAUACAUAUAUAUUAGGAACUUGUAAGCAAUGUGUAUUUUUCGGUAAUAUUGACGAUUUUCAAAGAACUUUCACCGGCGGUUCAACGGCUUGGUGCAUGUUUAUCGUGUCGAGUUGUUUCGUGUCAUUUGCUACUGGUAUUGUUGCUUUAUUAGGAGUAUAUCAGAAAUACAGAAAUGUAAAUACUAGAUUUAAAUUAAGCAACUGCCGAGUUCUUUUCAUAUUGAAAGUCUCAUUGUUGUGGACAAUGUCAGCUGCAAUGGUUGCUACUAUGGGAUAUGUGGUUUGGUGCAAGUCAUUUAAAGUCAAUAGCUGUGCUUUCAAUAUCUACAUGGAUUGGUUUGCAUUUACUCCAAAGCACUCUGACUGUUUUCAUGCAAGAUACUACCAACUCCAAAUAAUUGCUGUCUUAUGGGGAAGUUUUCUUUGGCAAAGUUAUGAUUACUACAAGUCUAUGAAGUAAAAAUAAGAGUGUACAUACUCUUAGAACGUUGGUGUCAUGUACUACAAGUUUACUUUGUCAAGUCUGACUUGUCAAAGAACAAAAAAAUAUUUAUGCAAUAAUAACAUGCAGAUAAAAUAGAAGAGGCUAAUACUCAAGACAUGCUAAAAAAUAUGUUAUAGAUUGACUUAUAUAUUUGCUUAUCUAAUAAAAAGGCUAUGUCUUUUUCUUGAGAAAUGCUAUCAAUGUUUACAUUUUAUAUAACAAUAAAGGUGUGACACUC
Messenger RNA from Exaiptasia diaphana, 847 nucleotides. RefSeq lists its product as uncharacterized. Bases 31 to 585 code for a protein of 184 amino acids. The record is from RefSeq and is a predicted model, not a curated record. The transcript has 4 exons. NCBI's taxonomy places the organism in Eukaryota, Metazoa, Cnidaria, Anthozoa, Actiniaria, Aiptasiidae.